Molecule: messenger RNA, 5865 nt
Organism: Gopherus evgoodei (Goodes thornscrub tortoise)
Lineage: Eukaryota; Metazoa; Chordata; Testudines; Testudinidae
Gene: ARHGAP27
Product: Rho GTPase activating protein 27
Exons: 16
Coding region: 1006-3780 (924 amino acids)
Biological process (GO): regulation of GTPase activity; signal transduction
Cellular component (GO): cytoplasm
Molecular function (GO): protein binding
Source: RefSeq, a predicted model, not a curated record
AGCCAAUGAGGCAUUCUGCUGUCCUUCCCUGGCCCUGCCCACAUCCCAUGGGGUGGGGCUUCCUGCACAUUACAGCCCCUUCUCCUGGAGGUGGGAAGAGAGAAAAUGGCACCAACUCCCCCCCUUACAGUUCAGCCCUGCACAAAUCCCAUAGAUAUGGGACACAACUUGCUCCCCUGGGUGAACUCCUUCCUGACCAGCUCACCCGGCCCCUGCCCCAGGAGAAGAGAGAAGCUGCAAGAUGCCCACCACAUGCCAGUAGGGGAAGCAGGAAGGGAAAUUCUGGGAGUGGCUGUCCAUUGCUGCAAAGGGCUUUUGUUUUCUCUGAGUUACCAGCAGUAAAUGUAUUGCAUGCAGGAGAGGAGGAUCAGAGCCAUUUUCCCUGUAGUCUGGUGCUGUCCUCAGACCUCAUUUCUAAUGUGGCGUGAUCAGUUCCAGUUGUGUCAGGAGCUGGAGAAAACCUUGUGCUCCUUAGCAGACAAGGCUCUGUUGGGAUGCAAAGGAAACCAGCUCUCUUGGGGCUGGCCGGUUUCAGUUUCCUAAGGAAGAUCCAGUGCUGGGACGGGACAGGCACGCAGUGUGGUUACAGGAAGAAUUUUCUGCACUGCCGUCAUCUCCCCUGUUCUAACCUGCACAUCCUCUUGAUGUGAGGAAGUUGGUGAGAGUCUCGGUUCUGUGAAUUUGCUCUCUGUAUUGUUCAACAGGAAACGAGGGAGCGAGCAGAAGGCAAGUUGAGACCAGCUUUAGUCACCAACACGCGCAGACAGAAACAAGUUUGCUGCUUUGCUCCUGCCACGGCAGGCGUAGGGGCUGUUGCAAGCUGCUCUCUAGCAGUCAGCAAAGCUGGCACCAGAGUGCCACGGAAAUGCAGAAAAUGGAAACUGGUGCAACACCACCAUAGCGACCACGCGGGAGAGGAGCUAGCAAGAUGUGAGCCUACAGGCGGAGGAAACAGGAAUUGUUCACAGGAAGCGGCUCCACAGUGCAGGGAUUUCUCAGCCAGACAUGGAGCCGGCCAGCGCUCUGGAGGAUGUGUACGUCCUAGUGGAGUACGAAUUUGAGUAUGUGGCUAAGGAUGGGACACUCAUUUCCAUAAAGCCCAACGAGCGGUACGUCCUGUUGAGAAGAACUAACGAUCACUGGUGGCAUGUUAAAAAAAGCAAGGACGCCCGUCCAUUCUACAUCCCGGCAAAGUAUGUGAAGGAACUGCCCCCAGUCACCCGGCCCACCAGUGUGUUCGAGCUUCCUCCAGAAACCCCUGGACAGCUGGUCUCCAAGGAUGCCUUGGAGACAAUUGUCUUUCAGCCAGCCAGGGACCAGCCUUUGGCAUAUGAGUACAAAUUCCAAAGUGCUGCUCAGCAGAAAGAGCAGCACAAAAUGGAUACCAAUGAACCUGACACUGACUUGGGGGCUGGGUCCAUGUGGUCGGGAUCUGGAACUUUGGGGCCUGCUUGCAAAGACACCAGCUUCAAAGGCAAGACCCUGACUCGAGCCAUAGGAGAGGGGAAAGACUCCCCUCCAGUGCUGAGCUCAUUUCACAACCCUCACUGCGCAAAGAGGAGCAGUCACUCUCCGGCACUGCACAUCCCCCCCAUCGAGCACAUGCGCCCGACGCAGUCCCUGGAUGACCUGGCCAGGGUCACCCCCAACCCCCGACUUAGAGUCAGUCACAUGGGGUCACGCAGGGUGGGGACCGCAGCAGGCACUUUGCUUUCCCCACAGCCUCUCAGCAAGAGCCAAUCUGAGAACAUUUAUGAAUCCAUCAAGGACCUGGAGAGACAGGAGAAGGCAGGUACGCGAGCAGGGUCCAGCCGGUCAGCUCAGGCCUGCCAGGAGGAGGAGAACCCCACCCCAGUGUAUGUGAACAUACAGGAACUCCGGCAGCAAUCAGCAGCCACUGACCCCUCCAGACCCCAGCACUGCCCUAGCAGUGGCCUUGCAGACUGGGAGACCCAUACGGACACGUGCAGUGGGCACUUGUUCUACUACAACUCAGUGACGGGCGAGACUACCUGGGAUUCCCCGUUCAGGUGCCCAGAAGAUGGAGUGAGUCCUGUUCCCUCUCCCUUGCCGUCUCUUGCCCCCAGUCCCGCGGCGGCCGAAUGGGGCCAGUAUGUGGAUGACGCCAGCGGCCAGGUGUUUUUCUAUAAUUCGGUAACGGGUGAGACAUCGUGGGAGCCGCCCCCGGCUGCGGACGAGCCCAGCGCCCAGGAGAUGCAGCCUGCAAUUGCACCAUACAGACCCAUGGACCAAAGGCCACCAACUCCGGAAACAGACUAUCCGGACCUGUCCCCCGAGGAGCUGGAUGGUUACCCAGAGGAGGACUAUUCACCGGUGGGGUCCUAUGAGCAGAGCACCUACCCUUACCUUCUGCCAGGGAGAUCCCCCAGGCACUCGGCAGAGCUGAGCCCCUCUCCGGGCUGGUGCAGCCAGAACAACCCCGAGGGGCAAGCCUUCUACCCUGACCAUUUCGCCUCAGACACGGUCUCUGUGCCAGGGGGGCACCGGAGAGCAAGCAGUGGGUCUAGCCAGGACAGCAGCCCCUUUGCCAGCUGGCACAGCUACAUGCCAGCGAUCCUCAUCCAGAAAGAGGAGAAGUUCCAAAGCCUGGACAAGGCUGGAGUUCUUUACCGGACAAAAACAGCUGAUAAAGGAAAGCGAUUACGGAAGAACUGGAGCUCAUCCUGGACUGUCCUGGAGGGGGGCAUCUUGACCUUUUUUAAGGAGUCAAAGCAUUUGUCAUCCAGCAGCUUGAAACACCCUUCCAUGCUGACCACGCCCGAGCAUACUGUGGAUCUGCGGGGGGCUACUGUGUCCUGGGCUCCCAAAGAGAAAUCGAGCAAGAAGAACGUUCUGGAGCUGAAGACCCGCGACGGUUCCGAGUUCUUGAUCCAGCACGACUCUGAGCCCAUUGUGGCCACGUGGCAGAAGACAAUCGCCGACAACAUCAGCAGGCUGUCCACAGACUUUCCUACUCACGACGAGAACGGAAAUGUUGGGGACUUUGGAGCCAAGGAGAGACUGGGAAACAACAAAGAUGAAGACAAAAAGAAUCCAGCCUCUGGGACGGCGGCCUAUAGCCUGGGCUCCGAGAGCGACAUCAGCAAAGUUCGGAACAGGCUGCGAAAGCUCCUCCAGAAACGGCCCCCUCUGCAAUUCCUGCGGGAGCGAGGGUACAUUAAAGACCAAGUGUUUGGCUGCUCCUUGCAAGCGCUGUGCGAGCGGGAGCACCGCACGGUACCGUGGUUUGUGCAGCAGUGCAUCCAGACGGUGGAACACAGAGGUUUGGACAUUGAUGGACUUUAUCGAAUAAGUGGAAAUCUGGCAACUAUACAGAAACUGCGCUACAAAGUGGACCACGAUGAACAUCUGGACCUGGAUGAUGGCCGGUGGGAGGAUGUCCACGUCAUCACGGGGGCUUUGAAGCUCUUCUUUCGGGAGCUGCCAGAGCCACUCUUCCCAUUCAGCUACUUUGACAAAUUCAUCACUGCGAUAAAAAUACAUGACCAGGCGAAGCGCAGCAGGUGCAUCCGUGACCUGGUGUGUUCCCUACCUGAGGUCAACCAUGACACCAUGAAGAUUCUCUUCCAACACCUCUGCCGCGUGAUCGACUACAAGGAGCAGAACCGGAUGUCUGUGCAAAGCGUGGCGAUUGUGUUUGGGCCCACUCUCCUGAGACCAGAGACCGAGGAAGUAAACAUGGCAAUGCACAUGGUCUUCCAAAACCAGAUAGUGGAGCACAUCUUAAAUCAGUACAGCUACAUCUUCCCAGACAGCUAAGCCGGGCGGCGAGCCAGAGCCAACAGUGAAAGCAAGGAGCAGAGUCCCUGGGCUGGACCAUGGCGGCUGCUAGUGUGUGACACUGAAUUGUCCCAGCCUGGACUACAGACAAUGGUGGCGACAGUCCUUAAUAAACUGGCAAUGCUGACGCUGGACUGCAGCUGCCUAGGAUGACUUUGUGCCAUUGGCCACUGGAGCCAUGUGACCAGUGCGCCUCCUUUAGAGAUGGGAAAACAGAGUCAGAGAAAACAGGCACCAGAUCGGUCAUUCUGCAAAACACUCCUGCUCACCAGGGUUGGUACCAGGCUGUUCCUCAGGAGAACGGCCCCAGGAGAGCACAGGGCCUCUGAGCUUUCAGCUGUCCAGCUGCUGAGAGGGGAGGGUCCUCCAUGGGGCUGUGCACUUUCACUUCGCUACAAGUGAAAGCAACCCAGGCAGGUACUGGAGAAGGGGCUGGACAACCUACCAGAUAGUGAAGUGGGGACAGCAUGAGCUGUCCGCCUCAUGCCUGCACCCUUGGAACUGCCAGCAAGCCUCCCACACAGCUCUCACCACCCUCUGGGCCCUGGUGCUGCAGCAUCCACCUCUGUGUGCCCGUCUGCCCCUCAGCCAAAGCAGCCCCUGGGACCCCUGACCAGAACAGCAUGUUAUGCACACCGCGCUGCAGCGCCUCUGCUGGGCUCCAGCCCAGGUGUCACGCAGCCUCCCUCUCUGCAUGCCUGAGCACCUGCAGCCAGUGGGGGAUGACCCCUUAACGCCCCCGAGGUUGUUAUAGUGCUGAGAAGCGAGACACAGGUUAUCAAAAGAGCUCAGCUUCCAGGGAGAGCAAGAGCAGCCUCCCCCGCCCCUCCGCCCCAUGGGAGUGGCCGAGCACUCCCCUAAGUGCCUUGCUCCCUCUCCCCCCCCCCCCCCCCCCCCCCGCACAAUGAGUAGCAGUGUAGAUACCCCCUGCUUUGAGCCCCGGUCUCCACAGUCCCACUCCAGGGCCGUGUCCCCCCCCCAGCCUAGGCUGUGUUACUGAGAUGGGAGUGGGCUCUGGUGCUAAGACAGCUUAGAGCCAGUGCAUACCAAGGAGGGGGCUGAAGUCAACCAACCAACCUGCCUUGAAAACUCCCCUUUUGUAAUUAAAAGGAGCCCCCCCCCGUCCCCUCGCAGCUCUCUGUCCUCCAGGGAAACCACUCCAGUUCUGCAGGCUCCUGCCCACUCCUGAGUGAGGGGCUUAGUUCAAAGUCCUCUGGGCGCCUGCAGAGGCCCUGGGCCGUGCAUUUAAAUGGCUCACUGGCUGUUUUAGGGCAUUGCCUGGAUCUGCUCUGGUCUCCCUGCAGCAGGGUGCCCCUGGAAUUGGCAGCGAUGCUGCCACACAGGGCUGCCAACAUUUCAAAGCAUCAGACAGGGCCAACCUGUGCAUGAGGCAGGGACCUGGGGCCUCUGAGCCCCACCUGGGUCGGGUUCUGCGCUGCCAUGGGGUGGGCAAAUAUUUCUGAGCUGAAUAUCCAUGAGCCUGGCUCCUUCUGCCUCCAUUGCCCAGAGCAUGUCCCCCAUGGAGCAGGGCUCCCCACAACUGCUGCCUCAGAACAAGGCCUGGACUUGUCUCCCACUCCCCCUGCCCUCUCAGGCCCCCUUCUCUCUCCCCCCACCUUUAUCACCCUAACAUCUGCCCCUCUCCCAAGCCCCCUUCCAGCACCCAUCCCGCACAGGCACAGCUGCCUUCCUCCCUAUCGCCACUGGAGAAUCAUGGGAGUAUGCAAGAGUCAUGUCCAUUCACAGGCAAGUCCACAAGUCCUGUCCAUGCCUUGUCUAUUAUUUGUGUUAAAGUCGCGCCCUGUUCUACUAGGCCCUACACAAACACAGUGCAGGCAGGGCUAGUGGGGAAAUGGCCGUUAUUUUCUGUGAAACAAGUUCACAAUGUGAUGGAUUUUUUUUUGUCAAAAUUCUGUUUCCAUUGGAAUCAAAACAUAAUUUGUUUGGUUGGGGGCUUUUUUGCACUCCUGUCCCCCAAAAACACAAAAGGGGGGGGAUGCCCCAACAAACUGUGACAAGGUGGCGUUUUGGUUUGAAUUAAACUGAAUGAAAAAUUUUUUUUUA